AUGGCCAGCAAGCUUGAGAUCCCGGACGGCGACAUUCUGUCGGUUUUUCUUGCCCCAAACGGAGUAUCUGAGGACCAGCCAAUCUGGAUCGAUGGGCAAGAUCAGAAGCAACAGAUCAGCAAGAGCCUAGCACGGAAGCUUAUCCGAUGCCUCAUCGACGGAUACCUUUCAACCGGCCUGAUCAGCUCUCAGGCUGCCAAGCCAAGCGUCAUCAUCCUCUACUCUGAGAACCAAGUUUUGCUUUUUCCCAACAUUCUCUCCAUCAUCGGCGCCGGAGGCACUGUUGCAACUUGCCCAUGGGAAGCCAGCGUCCAGGAGCUACUGUACAGGGUCAACUCCUUGCAGCCAGCGGCGGUUCUUUGCUCCCAGAGCUCUCUUGGGCGAGUACUAGAGGCCGCUGAGAGAUCUACGAAAAAAUUCCAGAUUAUUAUUCAAGAUUCCAUCACAAUGGAUGUCUGGUUGCAAGAGUCCCAUCAUUCGCUAAUCUCGCCCCACGGUCGUGACUGGGACGUCAAGUGGGAUGAAACAGUAGCAAAUCGACCGAGUGUUAUUGUUUUCUCCAGCGGAACUACGGGUUAUCCAAAGGGAGUAUGUAUUUCGCAGCGGAACUUGCUGGCCAAUGUUUUCCAGAUGCAGCUACAAUGGCGCGACAUGCUCCAGGAUCCAUCAGCACCACGCAUAGUAGCUGGAGUUCUCGAUAGUGCUCACGUCGCAGGAAUGCUGGUGAAUUGCUUCUUGACACUAGGGCUCGGGUUUUGCAACUACCUUGUGCCAGGUAGUAAUAUCAACCUCUUGCUCGAGAUCAUCGUGAAAGAAAAAGUCAACUAUCUCAUGGCGGUGCCGCCCGUCUACCAGCGUUUGACUUGUCACCCACAGUGGAAUACGGCAGACCUCUCAUCCGUUAAACACGCCGUUAGCGCGGCAGCUCCGGCGACGCCAGAACUUCUACGGGCUGUCACAGCUAAAUUAUCCACGGGAGCUUUCUGCCAGCAAGGCUGGGGUAUGACUGAGCUUACAUGCCUUGCGACGAUGCCCCAACCGGGUGUCUUGGGCCCAUGGGACAGCGUUGGGAAGCCAUUAGCUGGAAACGCAAUUAAAAUAUUCAACGACAUGGGCGUAGAGGUUCCCGAGGGUGAGGUAGGAGAGAUCUACGUGUCUGGACCAACGGUGACUCAGGGGUAUUACGGCCAAUCGAACGAACAGAGGAAAGAGACUUUCAUUGGAGAAUGGAUGAGGACGGGAGACCUCGGAAAGCUCGACGCGAAUGGCUAUCUUUACAUCACAGGCCGGAAUAAGGACCUGAUCAAAUACAACGGCGCUCAGGUAUCCCCUCGAGAGGUCGAGGAAGUAGUCGGGUCCGUUGAAGUUGUUGCAGAGGUCGCUGUGGUGGGAACCGACCUUGACGAUGGGAAUGAGCUACCCACAGCUUUCAUAACCCUGUCUGAAGUGGUACCACUUAACCGCCAGGCAGAAAUCAAAAGGAAAGUUAUCGAUUAUGCGGCAGAGCGUCUUAGCCCUUACAAACGUCUCCGAGGAGGUGUACACAUUGUAGAUAGUCUUCCAAAAAACCCCAUGGGCAAGGUCUCCUACAAAGACCUCAGAGCGCAGGCCAAGGCUCUUAGACAGAAGGAGAUGGUGAGCACUCGGUCAAAGCUAUAG
Molecule: messenger RNA, 1659 nt
Organism: Scedosporium apiospermum
Lineage: Eukaryota; Fungi; Ascomycota; Sordariomycetes; Microascales; Microascaceae
Exons: 4
Coding region: 1-1659 (552 amino acids)
Biological process (GO): secondary metabolic process
Molecular function (GO): CoA-ligase activity
Source: RefSeq, a predicted model, not a curated record